AUGACGAUCCGCGUCCACUCAGAGGAUGAGAGCCCCAGUGUACGAGAGGAUAUACUACUGAUAUCGCCUUCUCAACUGAAUUAUGGGCCGCUCGGGCAUGAGUCUGCUUCUUCCGCUUCCUCUGUCGCAACUAGAGACACGACAUAUGAACGGGAUGAUGCUGGCGUGACAGCCAUGGGCUUAACUGUUGGUCCCCUGGACAGGGAGCAGAACUCAACUAGAGAAUUCUUCGGCGACUCCUCAACAGUGGCCUUUAUCCAGGAGUUGCAGCAUUCCCUUCCAGCAACUAACACCGCGCCAGGCUCUGGCCACGAGGUGCCUUGUCGCUCAAUCGACCCGCACGAUCACCAGCGGGCCCCCAAGCUCUCAGCUGAACCUAGACCAUCAAUGGAGCUGCUCCCCCCACGCCCAUUGGCCGACCAUCUGGUCGACUGCUAUUUUUCUAAGAUACACACACUUUAUCCGUUUGUGCAUAAGGACGCUUUCUUCACUGCAUACCGGUCGCUGUGGGUGCCUGCGGAGUCAAGUCGAGACACAAAUACGGCUCCUGGUCUGGGGAUAGGAGAUGCUACUGUCAGUCGCACCACCUUCCACUGCGCAUUGAAUGCCAUAUUUGCUCUAGGAUGUCAGUUCUCCAACGUAGUGCAGACACAGCGAGAAACUACCUCGGAAGCUUUUUAUCGUCGGUGCAAGCCAGUGCUAGAUGUGGAAUAUCUGGAAGGGGGAGAUCUAGCUGUAUGCCAAACUCUCUUGCUCGUCACGCAUUAUUUACAAUGUUCACGAACGCCCAAUCGUUGCUGGCAUGUUAUAGGCAUGGCAUGUCGGCUAGCUCAGGCGCUGGGGUUGCACUCAGAUCGCGGCAAUGAACGUCGAUCGUUUGCCGAAAUCCAGCUUAGGCGGAGGGUAUGGCAUGGUUGUGUAAUGCUUGACCUAGCCGUCAGCACAAUACUUGGACGCCCGGCAAUGAUUGCCCAAAAGCCAAUGACGCCUCUCCCCGAGGCUAUUGACGAUUGCUAUCUAUCAGUGGGUGCGCCAACUUGUAAACAACCUCCCCGUGUACUAUCGCGCGUUGUAUGGUUCAUUGAAACCUUAAAGCUGUACGAUACGCUCCGCAAGAUUCUGAAGUCAUUGUAUAACAAUGCAGGGUCAAUGGAAGCGGGGAGCGUGAGUAACCAUAUGCCGGCUGAAAACACUUGGCAGCUUCAGAACAUUAUACAGAUUGAUGCAGACCUCGAGGAAUUCAAGACCAAUCUACCAGAAGCACUCAUGUGGGACCAUGAAGUCUUACGUGACGGUCCAGACAAUUUCCAAAGAGAAAAGUGUUUGCUUCGAGCAAGAUAUUCAUAUUUGAAAAUUCUCCUAUACCGGCCUAUCCUCUCUCAGACUCUUCGAAAUAGUAACACAAUGUUGUGUAGCGAGAGCAAUGAAUCCAUCCAUAACUCUGGAAUCCACUCCAGAGUUAGCCUUGACUGUUCCAUAUACUGUGUCAAUGCUGCCAUUGAUCUUAUCUCUUUAGUUCAUCAGACUUGCAACACUCAUCUGUCUAGCGUCUGGUGCUACAACGUCUUUUAUGCAUUUACUGCGGGUUCUGUUAUUCUUCUUGCGGGGCUCUCUCAAUCGGUCGUGGAUAGUGUAACCUGGGAAGCUCUAGAACAAUCGUGGCAGAAGUGUCAGUCUUCAUUAGACAAGCUGAGGUUCUAUAGCAGCACGGCGGAACGCUGUGCCGAGAACUUAUGCACGAUCAAAGAGCGAUGCUCAAUCACCUUUCCGCGCGUUGCAAAGCCAAGGACCAAUAUAUUACCGCGGGAACAGCCAUCUCCUAAUCAGUCUCCCACCUUCGAACAGCUGGAUAACGAUAGGCUAAAUGAUCUACCAUCAGAAGGAACAGAUUAUCUACCGUUCACAGACGACCUCUUUCGCGAUCUGGAUUUCAACGAGGAUACAUUUUUCGAUCCGUUCUGGUUCAGUCUACAAUUCUAA
Messenger RNA from Aspergillus bombycis, 1980 nucleotides. Its product is annotated as fungal specific transcription factor domain-containing protein. Lineage: Eukaryota; Fungi; Ascomycota; Eurotiomycetes; Eurotiales; Aspergillaceae. Gene Ontology annotation, molecular function: RNA polymerase II cis-regulatory region sequence-specific DNA binding; DNA-binding transcription factor activity, RNA polymerase II-specific; zinc ion binding. Gene Ontology annotation, biological process: positive regulation of transcription from RNA polymerase II promoter by galactose; DNA-templated transcription. The coding region runs from base 1 to 1980 and encodes 659 amino acids. The transcript is spliced from 5 exons. The record is from RefSeq and is a predicted model, not a curated record. Gene Ontology annotation, cellular component: nucleus.